Mya arenaria is the source of this 2971-nucleotide messenger RNA. Its product is annotated as mitochondrial glycine transporter-like. Gene Ontology annotation, biological process: glycine import into mitochondrion. Bases 327 to 1175 code for a protein of 282 amino acids. The transcript has 9 exons. Gene Ontology annotation, cellular component: mitochondrion; mitochondrial inner membrane. NCBI's taxonomy places the organism in Eukaryota, Metazoa, Mollusca, Bivalvia, Myida, Myidae. Gene Ontology annotation, molecular function: glycine transmembrane transporter activity. The record is from RefSeq and is a predicted model, not a curated record.
CUAACUACGUCAUUGUGAAGGCAAGUGCAAACAGAGAAGCAUAUCAAGAGAAGAGGCGUUUAUUUAUAUUUACGGCCAGCUUCUGCUGUGCCCGUUUUUCUGCAAUUUAAUUAUUUUAUCAACAGUCAAGAAGGAUAGGAAGCACGCGGCAGACGCCUGUUGUGUUUUCCUUUUUAACUUUGAGCCAUGUGUGUCUAAUAGCGUCUCAGGGGUAUGAGCCCCUGUCCGUUUCGGACGGAAGAGUGACCAUCUUGAAGUGAAUAAUUUUGUGUAAUCAAGUGAAUUUGAACAUUUUAAGUAAACCUUUUAUCAAAUAAAUAUUCAAAAUGGAAUCAACUUUAACUUCGCCAGUUGUAAAAUCAUUUCUGGCCGGAUCGCUCAGCGGAACAUGUUCAACACUUCUGUUUCAACCACUCGACCUUGUGAAAACUAGAGUACAAUCAGCAGUAUGUAUAAAUGGGGCCCGGCCAGCUGGUAUGAUGUCCAUUGUGGCAACUGUGAUACAGCAAGAUCGUAUCGUCGGGUUGUGGAGGGGUAUUGUUCCCUCCAUUUCCCGCUGUGUGCCAGGUAUUGGCAUUUAUUUCUCGACAAUCCACUACCUCAAGGGGAGGUUUGAGCAUACUAAGAGCCCUCUAGAGUCAAUGGUCAUUGGUGGAUCAGCUAGGUCUGUCGCUGUGGUCACCAUGCUGCCAUUCACCGUCCUGAAGACCAGAUAUGAGGGCGGAGAAUUCAGAUGCAACAAUAUGCUGCGUGGUUUGACUUCAAUUUACCAUCUUGAAGGCAUGAAAGGUUUGUUCAGUGGUUUCUCGGCCACCCUGCUGCGGGAUGUGCCCUUUUCGGGCCUCUACUUCAUGUUCUACACCCAGCUGAAGCAGUUGUCUGAAACUGCGAAUGUACCGGACUCACGGCUGCCCAUGUUCCAUUUCUCCUGCGGGAUGAGCGCGGGAAUGAUGGCUUCGAUGAUAACUCAGCCGGCAGAUGUACUCAAAACUCACAUGCAGCUUUACCCAAAAAAGCAUGGGGGGCUUUUGAAUGUUGCCAGAUUUGUGUACGAGCGUGAUGGGAUGCCUGGUUUCUGGAGGGGUAUCAUUCCGCGGACCAUCAGACGAACUCUGAUGGCUGCCAUGGCAUGGACGGUGUAUGAAGAGGUUGCAAAAUCUAUGGGAUUGAAGUAACAAACAUUGUAACAAACACAAGACCAACUGCUGCAUUCGACUUCUAGUCAGCCAAAACCAUAUUUUGACAAUCUGUAAACAGCAGACAUUGCAAUCAAAAUAAACUGUUUCGAUUUGUAAACAUCCAGUACAAAUCUCGGAUCAGCGAUGAAUCACCAGGUAGAUGCACUUAAACCUGCAUGAUACACAUUUCUUCACCAUGUGAAAAAUAAAUAAAACAUACUGAAGUCUUCCUGAGCUUCUGCUAUGAAUUGCUUUAAAAUGAAUGUUGUGAUGUCAUGAACAUCUUAAUGGUCUGUGGGGCAUGUUCUACAGCAUGCCGAUGAAGGUGAUGUUUGUGCCUGUACAUUUGACGUUCAAGAUCAGGAGUGGUGUUUUGAAGCCCCAGUGGCUGAAGCCGACCUUGGCAUGUGUACAUGAGGUCAGGGACUUGAAACAUCACAAGAAGUACACGAGCAGUGAAAUUGUUUUAAAAUGUACUUGAAUGAAAAUGUUUAAAAUCUCAGUUCCCAUGUUAAAACAGGGGGAAACAAAUGAAGAAAACUUUUAAACGGCCAUUUAAAUUAAGAAUUUCUUGAACACACCUGAAUACUAUUUAUGAAACAAGUUUAAUUGACCAAGAAAUUAAUCUAUAUUUAUAUUGUAAAUUUAUCGACUUAUAUCAAUGAUAAGCAGCGCUCUACAAAUACAACAUCGCUUAAUAUCACACACACUUUCAAUGCCCUUAAUUUAUUUUUUUUGGCAAAUGUUGUACAGCCACUCAUAAAUAUAUAAGAUAUAUUAUGACGUUAUUUCAUGAUGGCGACGUCAUUUAUGAUAUAAAAUACAGGCCUGGAGAGUUCAUUCAGGCAAGCCGGCUUUUGCUAUCUUUGAUUUCUGUUUUAAUGAAAGAUGUGUGGUUAGGGCUUCUAUAAUUUAGGGAUUAUUUUUAUUUUUAAACAUGGAACUUUGAUUUUAAUUUUGUAAAUUUACAAGUACAAACAUGUUUUAUGUACUUGUUUCACUUUUAAUACUAACACCUUAAUUGUCUUACACCUUAAAUGUUUGAUGGUUUUCUUCAGAAUUGUCUUACUUUUUAAAUGUUAGAUGGUUUUGUUCAUAAAUCUUUUAACUAAAUGUAAAGAGUUUUGAGUGAUUAUCUAACUAUAUAACAUUGUAUGUCUUGUAGUAAAUUUGUGUUUAAUUACUUGAUAUCAUUUAUUUGGAUUUGGGAACAUGUAAUGUAAUACAGAAUGAUCAAGUAAAUGUGUCUAUAAAUCAUGGGAUUUCAUUUUGGAUCUAGGAGAGAUUUCUGUGACCCAAAUAAAGGCCAACUUGUACAACUAGUGUCAUUGUUUACUACUGGUUGCUAUGCCCAGAGCAGGAAUGUAUAGAGCUUUUAUAAUUCUGUUCAUUUUGGUUUAUCAGUUGAGUAGUGAACUUGUUGGUCAUCUUCAACUAGUGACAUUGUCCAAGGCCAGUUUAAGUCGAGGUCGCAAGAGAAUGAAAUGGGCACAUUUGCUUGAUAUUCUAUCAAACAGAUUUUCUGUAAAUUAAUCAUCGGAACAUGUCUGCAUAACAGUCUAAGAAUAAAAUGGUUGCAUAUUAUAAAAAAUACAAUAUUCAUAAACAACAGUAAGCUAUUUUAGCUUGUAGAAUUUACACACAAUCAUACAAGAACUCGUGAUUUUAUGAGCUAACCCCCGUUGGUCCUUAAAAUAUCGUUUCAUGCUGAAAUAUUCCUUGUAUGAGCUUUGGGAACUGGAAACUUCAUGAUUGUAAAGAUACGCAAGAUAAUAAACAGAACUCGAAAUAAA